Messenger RNA from Mytilus californianus (California mussel), 3010 nucleotides. RefSeq names its product inhibitor of nuclear factor kappa-B kinase subunit alpha-like. NCBI's taxonomy places the organism in Eukaryota, Metazoa, Mollusca, Bivalvia, Mytilida, Mytilidae. The transcript has 19 exons. Bases 78 to 2294 code for a protein of 738 amino acids. Gene Ontology annotation, cellular component: IkappaB kinase complex; cytoplasm. The record is from RefSeq and is a predicted model, not a curated record. Gene Ontology annotation, molecular function: IkappaB kinase activity; ATP binding. Gene Ontology annotation, biological process: positive regulation of transcription by RNA polymerase II; peptidyl-serine phosphorylation; tumor necrosis factor-mediated signaling pathway.
GGAAGUAAAAAUUUCCAAGAAUGUGAUGGUGAAAUGAAACAAGCAAUAUUUCUUCCAACAAUGAAUUUAUCACAGAUAUGAGUGCCACUUUAGGUGGUGAAAAAGGAGGAUGGAAGGAAGAAAGACUUCUGGGGUCUGGAGGUUUUGGAGCUGUACAUCUGUGGAAGCAUAAGAAUGGAGAAUACAUAGCACUGAAAAGAUGUAGGGUCCAGAAUGAGAUGACAGCUCGCCACAGACAAAGAUGGGCACUUGAAGUGAAUAUUAUGAAAAAACUGGUCCAUCCGAAUGUGAUAGGUGCUAGAGAUGUUCCCCCUGAGUUAGAUGUUGGUCCAGAAGAUCUUCCAUUACUAGCCAUGGAGUACUGCUCUGGUGGAGAUUUGAGAAAGAUUUUAAACAAGCCAGAGAGUUGUUGUGGCCUUAAAGAGUAUGAAGUGAGGUGUUUAGUGAAGGAUAUUGCUUCAGCAGUGGAAUAUCUACAUAGUAAACGUAUCAUACAUAGAGAUCUGAAACCAGAAAAUAUUGUUCUACAACCUACAGAAGAUAGGAUUAUAUACAAACUGAUAGAUUUAGGAUAUGCCAAAGAGCUGGACCAGGGUAGUGUUUGUACAUCAUUUGUGGGCACAUUGCAAUAUUUAGCUCCAGAAUUAUUUGCUAGUCAAAAGUACACCUGUACAGUGGAUUACUGGUCAUUUGGUACAGUUGUGUUUGAAUGUAUAACUGGUGUUCGACCAUUUUUGCCACAAUCACCACCUGUUCAAUGGCAUAGGGAAGUGUGUAAGAAAUCUCCAGAUGAUAUUUGUGCUUACCAUGACUCAAAUGGAGAAGUCAGAUUCUCUAAAACAUUGUUCCAACCAAAUUAUCUCUGUAGAACAUUGCAAGCCUAUUUUGAGAAAUGGCUACGUAUGAUUUUGCGAUGGGACCCUAAGUCUAGAGGGCAUGGCUUGGUGGACAACAGACCUAAAUGUUUUACAUUCCUAGAUACUAUUUUGAAUAUGAAGAUGAUACAUAUACUCAAUGUAGCCACUAACUCAGAGCUCCAAGUAUUAUCAUACCCUAUCACAGAACAGACUUUAAUGAUUGAAAUUCAACAGAUGAUAGAAAAAGAGACCAGAAUUCCUAUUGUUGAACAAGAUAUUCUACUUGCAAGUGGUGCUAGUCCUGAUCCAAAUAAAAUAGCUACGCAAUGCUGGAAUAGUCCCGGUGAUGAAGAUUGGGUUGUAUUUUUGUUUAAGAAAGGGGAGGUAAUAGAACCUGUUUCUAAGAGACUCUAUAAACCAUUUUCACCUCGUGUUCAGGAUAUCGUGAAAGAGCCUACAAUAUUACUGACAUACCAGGAAAUGAAGAAAGCUUGGGGUGAAGCAGUGUAUUAUUGCUCACAACAAUUGUUAGAUUAUAAAAGGCUAAUAUUAAGUCAGAGAGCUAGUAUGUUAAGUUUACUGAGGACAAAUUCAGAAUUUGUUAAGUUGAAAAAUAUAAUGAUAAAUGAAUGGGAGCAGUUAUUAUCGAAGAAAAAUUAUUUCAAAGAAAGUUUAGCCUUUGAUAUAGAUCAGUAUAAGUAUUAUAUGAGUAAUGGUGGCCAUGCUUCAACUGAUAUGUUUCAAUCAUGGCUUCAGUCUGGUAAUGAUAUUGAUAAUAUUCUGUCUUUGAAGGAAAAAGUGGACAGGUUAGAUCAGCAAGCUGCAGCCUUACAAACCAAAAUAAUGGAGUUGAAUAAAAGUCCUUUCUCGAAAAUUACUAAAAAUGAAAAGCUGGAAGAAUGUGAGAGAAAAUCAAGAGAAUUAUAUCAAGAAUUAAGACAAGCUGGAAAAGUAGCUAAAGAGAAUGUAAAAGACCAUAAACAAAUGGUCCAGGUUGUAGUUAAGUGUGUGAUUACAAGGGAUAGCAGUCUACAUGAUCUUUUUACACAUCUAUCAAAAAUAUGUUCAUGUAAGUGUGAACUGUCCCAGUUAGAACCGGAGAUUAAACAACAAAAUAGAGAAUUGGCAGAGGUUAACAAAAAUUUAUUAAGUAUACAAAAACAACGUCAAGAUAACAUAUGGAAAUUACUUAAUUACACUUUAAAGAACAACAUGAUUAAUCGACAAGAUUCUAAAUCCAGUACCUCUUCUAAUGAACAGGUUAGCAUGCUAAUGUCUAUCUGUGGUGAAUCUUCAAUGGAAACCAGCAAAGUUGUUGCCAGCUCCAAAGAUUUAAAUAAAAAACUAGGUGACAUUGUGGACCAUGUUAUAUUAGAGCAAGAGGAACUAUUUUCUAUGGACUGGAACUUUUUAUCUCCCAAACAGGAGAAUUCUUGACAGGGGAGUGAACAAGUAGUUGUAUUUGCUGAACAAUCAUUACGAAGGAUAAUCAUGUCAUGCUAAACUAUGAUUUGAUUAAGUUGUAUAACUGUGAAAUUUGAUGCUCAGUGGGAUCAUACUUAAAAACUUUAUUUGUAAUGUCUGAUAAUUAAAUGGCAAAAGUUCUCUAAUACAGUCAGAGUAUUUAUCUGGUGCUUGAUUUCCCUUAAAUUAAAAAAAAGUUUACUUGUUAUUUGACAGUCAAAUGACAGUUGCAUGAGAAUUGUGAAAAAGGAUUCUGACACAUAAUGGCAUCAUACUGAUUUGAUGAUAAACAAAUAUAAUGCAAUUUAAACUUUAUAUUCUUUCACCAUCAGAUUUAAAUGUUUCAUUAUCCUCCUUAUUCAUGGGACCACUUAGUUGUCAUGUGCAAUAACAUUCAGCAGGAAAAAUGAUAAUCAACACCAGGACAAGACCUCAGUCAGUUAUAAGGCAUAGAUCUAAGGAUGUAUUGUUAUUAUCGUUAUCAAUUUUUGUCAUAAAUUUAACUUAAGAAAGUGUAAAUAUCUUUACUAACACUUCAUAUCAUUAUGUAUAUUAUAAGAUCACACUUAAUAUAUUGUUAUGAUUUAUUCUCUAUAUACAUAUGAAAUAUUUGCCACUGGAUGUUAUGUAAUCAACAUGCAUUUACUAAUAUGAUAAUAUCUCUUGUUUAAAUUAAAUCAUUAAUAGGA